This is a messenger RNA of Cucurbita maxima (winter squash), 2484 nucleotides long. Its product is annotated as squamosa promoter-binding-like protein 17. Gene Ontology annotation, cellular component: nucleus. Lineage: Eukaryota; Viridiplantae; Streptophyta; Magnoliopsida; Cucurbitales; Cucurbitaceae. Bases 628 to 2190 code for a protein of 520 amino acids. The transcript is spliced from 5 exons. The record is from RefSeq and is a predicted model, not a curated record. Gene Ontology annotation, molecular function: DNA binding.
GAGGAUGAAAAAAAUGAUCCAAAAGUUUAAAACUUUAAAUUAACUAAAUAUUGGUUGGAGAAUAUGAUACACAAAAUUGCAUAGUUUUGAGAGGAUUAGAAGUAAUCCUUUCAUGGAUUUUGGCAAGUUUCAAAUGCACUUUUUGAUAUUUUCUUUUCCUUUUGUUGAACUUUAUGUUGUGCAAAUCCGAUGUCAGUAGAUUACCAUUGAUUUUGUACGCUCUUUAAAGCAGGUCUCAUCCAUUUGCAAACCCGCAGUUUUCUCUCUUCGUCUCUCCGAUCAUUGGGAGCAAUUGAAGCUUCAUUUAUUCAGUUGUCUGUAUUUGGAUUCUCUGAGAUGGGUUUCUCUUUUGAACCCAACUGAUUGAUUGUUUCAACCCGAUGGUUGCUUCGGGAAGAUAGUUUCUUGACUUUCUUUCUAUUUAUGCUUAGUGGGGUGGAGGGGUUAGCUUCUGGGGAUUAUGCGGAUUGCUUUGAUGAUAUCUCUUAUUGUACCAAGGUUUUGUUUGUGAAUCAUGAUUUGGAGCUGUUGGGGUUGAAGAAGUUUACAAGAACAAGGAUAGUGAUUUGGGUGUUGGGGUCAGGUGGGUUUGUUUUCAAACCUCGCAAGCUUUGAUCUUGCUGUAUAAUGGAGUCAUGGAACUAUGGUUCUCAAGGGAAGGGAUUCGUGUCUGAUGAGAUGAAUUCAUCCACUAAUUCACCUCUGAGAAGUAAAUAUUCGUUGUUGGGUUGGGAAUUCAAGAACCCAUGUAGUUUUGUGGAGAAUCAGAGCUUUGGGGAGCUGGAAUUUCCCCAAAUGGUUGGCAAGCAAUUAGCUGAUGAGUCUGUCAGCCAUGGCCUGAAUACCAAAAUUGAAGAGGAGUCCACUUCUAAGCUCUCUGGCUCCAUUGUAGACUCCAACAAUCGGGAUUCAUCUCUUAUUGAUUUGAAGCUUGGCAGAUUUAUUGAUCAAGGCGAUGCUCAUAGUUCCAAAUACUCCAAGAGAGCUGCAAUUUCAUCUUCCACUGAAUCAUCAACUUCUCAGAAGAGAAUGCGAAGUCAAGGAGUGAAUUUCCAGGCUGCGUUUUGCCAAGUCUAUGGCUGUAACAAGGAUCUCACCUCCUCUAAAGAGUAUCACAAGAGACAUAAAGUUUGUGAGGUUCAUUCAAAGACUGCCAAAGUUAUUGUGAACGGCAUAGAACAGAGAUUUUGUCAGCAAUGUAGCAGGUUUCAUUUGCUGGUUGAAUUUGAUGAUGGUAAACGCAGCUGUCGUAAAAGGCUUGCAGGCCACAAUGAACGCAGAAGAAAGCCUCAAGUCAGUUUUCACUCGGGAAGGGCACAGAGAUUGCUUCAGCCAUAUAAUGGUAUUGGGGACAGCAGAUUUCAGGAGAAAACUCCGACAGCAACUUCAUUUAUCUGCAAAGAUAUAUUGUCUAGUGGUCUUUAUUAUCCAGAGAAGCUUGGAGACAAUGAUUGGUGUAAGCGUGUUCUAGUUGAGGGCAAGAAUGACUAUAAUCCUAUAUCUGCAACUUCAUUGAGCAACAGGCAUUUGAAUGUGAAAUCUCCAUUGCUUCCCUAUGAUUUUGAAGUACAGAUUCCUCCUUUUCAAGAACAUGGAACUAGUACAGCUCCUUCAGUAAACAACAUGUUAUGCGACACAACUUGCCAGUAUUCCCAUAAUGUGGGAGGUCCUCAUAUUGAUACAACACAUCCUUUGUUCCACCACACUACCUUAUCAAGCGAAGACUUUGGAGUUUAUGAUGCAGCAUCAACCAUCCAAGGACUUUCUGGAAUUCCAGACUCUGGUUGUGCUCUCUCUCUUCUGUCAUCUCAAUCACAAACUGCAUCGAACCAUCCAUCUAUAGUUCACAUUCCUCGUGCUUUCGUUAUGUCCGAGAGUCCAUCGAAUUACAGCAUGAGCGAACUCUCCGAAAAGCUCAUGGGAGUGAGCUCACAGGCUUCUUCGACUGGGAUUUCGAGUAAGUUUGCCUCGGGGAUGAGUGAAGCUCAAAUGGGUCCGAUAUUGACGUGUGAUCGUAAUGAUCGUACUGUCGCCUUUCAGAUUCCUGAUGGGGUUCUUCAUAGAUCGGGUUUGGUGAAUUCCAAGGCUAAUCUUUCGUAUGAACACACUCCAACUAUCGACUUACUACAACUUUCAUCACAACUCCAUCGAGUUGAACAUCAAAGGCACUCCAUGCAGGACUCGGCCUAGGAGACUUCGUGAAGGCUGUUGUGAAGUUGAAACUUGAACCUAUUGGACCUAUGUCAAUGAUACAUUUUGUUAGCCAAGGAGAGAAUAAAUUGUUGUAUAAUUUUCCUAUCUAGUACACCUCUAACCUUGUCUUCUUUCUUGAUUCUGCUGCUGUUCCUAUAAUACCAAUGCUUUUAUUUUGAGACUAACUCGUCGAAUCCCGAAAAAAUUUCGUUGUAAAAUAUAGUUCAUAUGGUUAUUGUAGUCCUAAGAGACCUGCCCUUUGAUUAAGAUGCUACACUUAUGCUUAACGUC